AUGAACACCGCCAAAGAGUGCACGGUGGGGACAUACUGCGGAGCAAACACGACCACUGCCGGUGGAACUGACAACUGCCCCCCUCGGUACUGCCCUGCAGGAGUGAGCACUCCUCAGCCGACACCUCCUGGGCACUACGUGGGCAAGUCGGGACGAGUAUACCCUUCCAAGUGCCGUCCGGGCACCUAUGCGGCCAACUGGCUGAUGAUCGCUUGCGAUCCCUGCCCGGCGGGUACCGAGUGCCCCCUGGACGGCACGGUGAUUCCCACGGUUUGCCGCCCAGGCUCCUAUCGCGAAGCCACUGAGCCCGGAGAGGAUCCCACGAAGAACGUCAUGUGCCAACCUUGCCCGCAGGGAACCUGGAGCGAGCAAGGAGGCUUGACCUCGGUGCUGGAUUGCAAGAACUGUGACGAAAGGUACGUGUGUCCCAUGGAGGGAACGAUUCGCUUCGCCACCAUCGACCAGCCUUGCCCUCCAGGAGCGAGUCCAACCGACGUUUGCUACGAAAACUCGCAGGGUUGGGACUGCCCCCAGGGCUAUGGCUGUGGACCGGCCACAACGUCGUUCACCCAGUACGACUUCUACUGCGAGGCAGGCUUCUGGUGCAAGGUGCGGACGAUCCCGGCGGAGACCCGGAACCUCCUCUGCCCUGCAGGCUACUACUGCAAGCGCGAGACUGGUGAGUCAGGCGGAUCAGGACGAAGAUCCUUCCGAUGCCCUCCCGACUACUUCUGCCCGGAGGGCACAGCGGCAGAGGACGUUCGGGUGGACAACCAGCUCGUCGUUGUGCUGCACAACGUGCAGUCCCGGGUGGAGAUCGUGACGCAGCCAGACCUGACUCGUGGCUCCAUGUGCCGCAUCUGCAGCGACGAGUUACCUCCAGGAGUCUUCGACUUGACUGCCUGCCGGCCUUGUGGCCAGAUUGCUUCUUGGCCUUCAAGGUCAAUUUACCGCCCCUCCACAAGUAGGGCUCGCAGGGUUUGUACAGGGUUUACAUAG
This is a messenger RNA of Symbiodinium natans, 999 nucleotides long. The record is from the annotation of a GenBank genome assembly. Lineage: Eukaryota; Dinophyceae; Suessiales; Symbiodiniaceae.